This is a messenger RNA of Trametes versicolor FP-101664 SS1, 850 nucleotides long. Its product is annotated as 40S ribosomal protein S5-1. The record is from RefSeq and is a predicted model, not a curated record. The transcript has 6 exons. Lineage: Eukaryota; Fungi; Basidiomycota; Agaricomycetes; Polyporales; Polyporaceae. Gene Ontology annotation, biological process: translation; ribosomal small subunit assembly. The coding region runs from base 78 to 689 and encodes 203 amino acids. Gene Ontology annotation, cellular component: cytosolic small ribosomal subunit; ribosome. Gene Ontology annotation, molecular function: structural constituent of ribosome; rRNA binding; mRNA binding.
UGGCCAUCGAUCCCGACGUUCUCUAACUCUGCAAAAGGUCCCCCGCGGCACUCCGUCAAGUCCUCAAGCCCCUCAAAAUGGCCGCGGUUCAAGCUCUCCCCAAGGACGUCUCCAAGCUUGGUCAGGAAGUCAAGCUUUUCGGAAAGUGGGACACCCAGGAUGUUGAGGUCAAGGACAUCUCCUUGACGGAUUACAUCCAGAUCCGUCAUGCCGUCUACCUCCCCCACACCGCUGGCCGUUACGCGAAGAAGCAGUUCAAGAAGGCGCAGAUGCCUAUUGUCGAGCGUCUGGUUGACAGCCUGAUGAUGAAGGGUCGCAACAACGGCAAGAAGCUCUUGGCCGUCCGUAUCGUCGCGCACGCGUUCGAGAUCAUCCACCUCCUCAGCGACCAGAACCCCAUUCAGGUUCUUGUCGAUGCCAUCGUCAACACUGGUCCCCGUGAAGACUCCACCCGUAUCGGUUCGCAGGGUACCGUCCGUCGCCAGGCCGUCGAUGUGUCUCCUCUGCGCCGGGUCAACCAGGCUAUCGCUCUCCUGACCAUCGGCACGCGCGAGUCAGCGUUCCGCAACGUCAAGUCCAUUGCUGAGUGCCUUGCUGAUGAGCUCAUCAACGCGGCGAAGGGCUCGUCAAACUCGUACGCCAUCAAGAAAAAGGACGAGCUCGAGCGUGUGGCCAAGUCCAACCGGUAGACGGUUUGCUCUUCGGGGAGCCGAGCUAUGGCUAUAUGGGUGUUCUGGAUUUUCUCGCCGUUGCACUCCCUACUAUUAUCAUGACGCACCAUGUACCCCAUAUGUCUGCUUAUGGCAAGUUUGCUCAACGCUGCGUAAAGCUCCGUUUGUAUCAUUUCUCC